This is a messenger RNA of Cololabis saira (Pacific saury), 1492 nucleotides long. It is a transcript of the gene ctsla, whose product is annotated as cathepsin La. Gene Ontology annotation, cellular component: lysosome. Bases 139 to 1149 code for a protein of 336 amino acids. Gene Ontology annotation, molecular function: cysteine-type endopeptidase activity. Lineage: Eukaryota; Metazoa; Chordata; Actinopteri; Beloniformes; Belonidae. The record is from RefSeq and is a predicted model, not a curated record. The transcript has 8 exons. Gene Ontology annotation, biological process: immune response.
UGACCAAUCAGAGGGCUCGGUGUGACGUCGCCCAGCGGCCGCUCAGGCCUUUAUAAACUUUGUGUUGCUGCUGCAGGACAACAUUUUCUACUUUCCCAUCCUUCACAACGUAGAGGGGUUGCACAGGACUUCUCAACAAUGCUGCUCGUAGCCGUGUCUGCCGUGAUCCUGACCGCGGUUCUGGCCGCUCCCAGUCUGGACCCGCAACUGGAUCAGCACUGGGACCUGUGGAAGAGCUGGCACAGUCGAAACUACCACCAGAAAGAGGAGGGCUGGAGGCGGAUGGUCUGGGAGAAGAACCUGAGGAGGAUCGAGAUGCACAACCUGGAGCACUCCAUGGGCAAACACUCCUACCGGCUGGGCAUGAACCACUUCGGGGACAUGACCCACGAGGAGUUCAGACAGGUCAUGAACGGCUACAAGCGCCCGACGGAAAGGAAGUUUAAGGGGUCCCUGUUCAUGGAGCCCAACUUCCUGACGGCCCCCCCUGCUGUGGACUGGAGGGAGAAGGGAUACGUCACCCCCGUCAAGGACCAGGGUCAGUGCGGCUCCUGCUGGGCCUUCAGCACCACCGGCGCUCUGGAGGGCCAGAACUUCAGGAAGAGCGGGAAGCUGGUGUCCCUGAGCGAGCAGAACCUGGUGGACUGCUCCAGACCCGAGGGCAACGAGGGCUGCAACGGUGGCCUGAUGGACCAGGCCUUCCAGUACGUCAAGGACAACAAGGGUCUGGACUCGGAGGUGUCCUACCCCUACAGCGGCACGGACGACCAGCCGUGUCACUACGACCCCAAGUUCAGCGCUGCUAACGACACCGGCUUCAUCGACGUGCCCGCGGGCAAGGAGCACGCCCUGAUGAAGGCCGUGGCCGCCGUGGGCCCGGUCUCCGUUGCCAUCGACGCCGGUCACGAGUCGUUCCAGUUCUACCAAUCAGGAAUCUACUACGAGAAGGAGUGCAGCAGCGAGGAGCUGGACCACGGCGUGCUGGUGGUGGGCUACGGCUUCGAGGGAGAAGACGUCGACGGCAAGAAGUUCUGGAUCGUCAAGAACAGCUGGAGUGAAAACUGGGGCAACAAAGGCUACAUCUACAUGGCCAAAGACAGACACAACCACUGUGGAAUCGCCACUGCAGCCAGUUACCCGCUGGUCUGACCGCGCCCCCUCUCGCAGCACCUCCGUUAGUGAUGUUUUUAUUCACCGCAGUAGUUUGGCUGGAGAGCCGGGACGGCUGAAGGACGAUGUCCCGUGUCGGCGACGCCUCCACAGGAGAUCCUGCAGCGUCUCAGUCGGAGAAAACUCCGUUUUGGCUGGUUCUACAACACUUUAUUUUAUUUCCAAUAUUGUAGUUUGAGUGUUUUAUCCUCCUGUAAAUAUGUGUAUGCGGCUAGGCAAGUGGGUCACUAACACUUGCUCUGGUCAUUGUAAAUGAUUACCUUCCUUUUUUCUUUUUUUUUUUUCUACUUUUACUGUGAUCAAUAAAAAAAUUGAAACACUA